AUGUUAGCUGCACACGACCCCCACUACACACCCCAGUGGGCAGGAAUAGAAGCCUGUAGGCUUAACACAGAUCACAUACGCCAUACUUUCUGGACUGAUAGAGCUCGGAGACCAAGACCAUUCCAAGGCCUCCCCACUACUCGGUUGCUGUUAGACACAUGGGACGGGGUGAGGACCACUUUGGUUACACAUCCAAGGAUACCGAUGGCGGCCCCACUGCAAUCCAUAAGCCUAAUGAUUCCUACCUUUAACCAUAAGCCAUGGACAGAUAAAGGCAUCACCCACGUACUAUAUCUGUACGAUGGGGAGCACCUCAAAUCCUUCAUAAGCCUACAGGAACAAUCUGACCUACCCGCGAAACUCCUAUUCCCCUACCUACAAGUCAAAUCCCUACUAACAAAUGCUCCACCCAGAAACCCUGAGAAGGGACCACAAGCACUAACAUCUAAGUUCGAAAACAUGUGCCUAUCUAACAAGCCCAACGCCAAGUCUCUCUCCACAUGCUACCACUUGAUUCUACACAACCAACCACUGACACAGGAAUACUACCAAAAGGCAUGGCACACCGACCUAG
Molecule: messenger RNA, 574 nt
Organism: Pelobates cultripes (western spadefoot toad)
Lineage: Eukaryota; Metazoa; Chordata; Amphibia; Anura; Pelobatidae
Source: the annotation of a GenBank genome assembly